AUGUCUCCAUCCGCAAUUCGGAAUGGCGAUGCCCAAACACCGCCAUUAGCUCAACAACCUCUCGCUAGCGAUAUCGAGCCAACGACAGAUGCGCCUGUGCUCCCGGAGCAACCGACAGAGGUCAGAUCAACACAACCGCCAGCUGACCAUCACUGGCGCAUAACGCUCGAAGACCAAAUAAUCGCCAUCACUGGUGCCAAUCGGGGGAUCGGCCUCGGAAUCGCAGAAGUCUGUCUAGCAAACGGCGCCGCGGCCGUCUACAGCCUCGACCUAUUCGAGCCCAGCGAAGAAUUCUUCGCCCUGUCCAAAAAGAACUCGCAGCGCCUACGGUACGUCAAAUGCGACGUCACCUCGGAGCCCUCCGUCUCCGCCGCCAUCGAGAGCAUCAUCGCGCAAUCCGGCGCGCUGCACGGCAUGGUUGCCAACGCCGGCAUGACCAAGCACCAGCCCGCACUGAAUUUCACGUCGGCGCAACUCGACCAACUCUUCAACCUCAACGUCUUCGGUGCCUACCACUGCGCCACCGCAGCGGCUCGCGCCUUUAUCCGACUCGGCGUCAAGGGCAGCAUCGUCUUCACAUCAUCCAUGACAUCGUACCGGCCGAACCGUGCUGCGCCCAGCGCGCCCUACGGCGCCACCAAGGCGGCCGUACGCAACAUGACGCACACGCUGGCCAUGGAGUGGGCGGGCCACGGCAUCAGGGUCAAUAGCGUCAGCCCUGGCUUUGUGCGUACGGCCAUGACGUACCAUCUUGAGAGAAGCAGUGACUGGGCGGAUAAGAUGCGUUACUAUGGUGGGAUGCCGCGGCUCGCGGAGCCGAAGGAGUUGGGGGGCGCGUAUGUGUAUCUGCUCUCGCAAGGUGCUAGUUACACGACGGGGAUUGAUAUUCCUGUGGCGGGUGUCGUGGGGGCUUGGUGA
Molecule: messenger RNA, 918 nt
Organism: Cyphellophora europaea CBS 101466
Lineage: Eukaryota; Fungi; Ascomycota; Eurotiomycetes; Chaetothyriales; Cyphellophoraceae
Exons: 1
Coding region: 1-918 (305 amino acids)
Cellular component (GO): intracellular anatomical structure
Molecular function (GO): oxidoreductase activity, acting on NAD(P)H, oxygen as acceptor
Source: RefSeq, a predicted model, not a curated record